ACCAAACUGGUUGUAGACUUUAAGACUUGCAGUAAGUUUGCAAAAAAGUUUGGUUGUCGUUUUGAGUACGAAAGGAUUCCAGUAAAUGGUGGGUGGGGGUGGCGAUGAUUCCUCGUUUUUUUACUUUUUGUAACAUAUAAUGGAAACUUGCUUUAGGAAAAAAUUAGGCAGCGGAGUUGGACAAAAGAAAUGGCAGCUCCAUGCUCCUACGCUCUUUCUAGGUGCUUCUUUACCUAGCUUUCGUGUUUGUGUGCACAAUCUGUUCAUAUUGUUGAUUGGUGCAAAUUAAUGUAUUUCCUAGCAGUGGUCUUACUAUUGAUAAUGGGACAUGUCCUUUAUUUUUUUUACAAAAGGGAUUACUUGCAUUGUAUUUUGAAAAAUCGAUUACAAGAGAACCAACAAAGCAAGUCAAAAUCAGAACAAAGGACAGAGAAACUCAAGCACAUGGAUCAUCAAUCUGUGCUUCAGAGAUACAACAAGAAGAGCACAAAACACAGAAAGAGUAUCCCAAAAAUGGAUCGGAAACACUUGAACCAAAAGCAGUAAACAUCGAAAGCUCUCUUGCAAUCAAUUCAAACAAAGUAGCACCAAGCGCAAUCAUCUCGUCUGAUUCGACCGAGUCCAUGACGAUUGAACACAAUGUCAUUUUCUGCCUCCUAGGAGUCGCUCAAAGACGCUCAACACAGUGAAUCUCGAGUGAGGGAUUACAUGGCGGUGAACAAGAUUGAGGAUCGAAAUGCUCUGAGCUGAAGAGGCAGGGGAAAAACGAGGCACCAAGACUUGGUCAAGGGAAGAAGAAGAACCCAAAUCCCCAUAUCAAAGAUCCGAAACCACGAGCAGCAGGGCUAGACACCGCAAUCCAUCCUCAAUAGCCCACCAAGAUGCAGAACAAACCACCUGGGAAGAAACGAAGGGGAAAACCAGUGAAUCGAUUCACCACGCAAGUUGAUAAAUCCACCAUCAAGAGGGAAGACCCAAGAUGCAUAACCCAGCCCCCCGAGGAGAGCAAAUCCCAGCAAAAAACCCAAGAACAGGGCAGCGAAAUCCCAAAAUGGCUAGAAAACCUAAAAGCUGGAAGCCUGGAACAAGAGAGUGAAAAACAUGAAAACAAAGACAAGGAAGCUGAAAAUGGAAGCAGGCAGAAGGGAAAGGAGUCGGGCCACCGCCGGUCACCAAGAGAUGCCGGCGGCAACCCUUGGAGAUUACACCGCCGAGGAAAAAGUUAGAGAGGGAUGAGAGGAAAAAUUGAAAUAAAAUAAGAGAGAGAGAGAGGGGUUUGCUAGUUUGCUUUUUUUUGGGGGGGGGGGGGGGGGGUUGGACACGUCCUUUCGAUGAUGAUUCGUAUGCACGCUUACAAACUCGUAUUGAGCACUAAAAACGAUAAUUAAUAAGAAAAACUUCUUAUGUCAUUCACUCAAACGUGAAUGACACUAGCAAUAUCAAAGCUAUGUGUCAUUUACGAUUUCAAUGUUCAAUCUAUAAUAUAUAUAUAUAUAUAUAUAUAUAUAUAUAUAUUUGUUGGACAAACAUUGAAGAGUGGCAGGAUACGAGCUAUUGCCUCCCUGUUUCUCUUCACCCUUCUUAAAAUCUAAAUUUCAAUAAAAAAAAUUAUACAAAUUUACAAUAUUUACUUCGAUUUUGCUCAAUCUAAUUCCUGAUUUAGACAUUGCACGUACGUUAAGCCAAAAUUGAAAAAAAUGCUUACCACUAAUUGUCGCUCCAGUUUUGCAUGUUGGUCAUUGAAAUGUCUAGAUCCAUUUUUUUUCAUAUGAAUCCCCAUCCUCAUCAACGUCGAGUAUGCUCAUAUAGGUACCCGAGAACAUCUCUCACCUAGGUUCUCAAUUAGCCUCCUUCCAAAAAUUAUUGAAGGACUCUGCGUCUAAACUACAAUUGGAUCCUGAAAGUCAGAUACUACUAUUAGAUCCUUAUUUUGGAUGAUUUCAUAUAGUACCAGUUGGUUAUUUCCCAGAACUUUAGCGAUCCACGAAUCAGUACCCAAGCUCUAGAAUGAUUACCCAAUAGUCCCCGCCCUACCAAAUGACCAAGUAAACACCCUUAGCUAAAAUAAAUUUCGCCGCCGAUUGCAAACUCCGUCUAAUGCUCUGGUAACAGCUCAUCAAUUCACCAUCCAUAAAACCAAAUCAAAACUGUUGUCGUUACCUCGAUCUAGCUCCCUCUUCAAUCAUCAUACCCCAUCGUCGUCGGAGCCGGAGCCAGCCAUCGUCCAUGCCCAGACAAAAUGCCCCAAUUACUAACGAGGUUCUCCCGUCUUCCGUCGCUAGAUAGAUUCCACGUUGGACGGCGACAGACUUUCUCCAUGAUACCCGUCGUCCACAAUCCCGUCGAUGUUCCCCGUUAUUCCCCUAACACACACAACACAACCACACACGAGGAAGUUAGUGGGCUUAAUAUUAUCCCCGUCUUCUGUUCAGUUUCGAUUUCGCAGCGGGCUGAAUUUUUGGUUCGUCCUUGUUUCCUUUCGGCCCAGACUUCCAUUUUUCGAUAACUGGAAUGUUCUUAUCUUCCACGAAUUGGGCCGACCUGUCUAUUUUUUUCCAGCCCAAGUUGUAAAUCACUUUUUUUUAAUCAAGGACAACUCUAACAAUAGGAUUGGGAGUAUUCUAGAUGAAAUUUACCAACUCGUUCAAGAGAUUGGCCAUUGUUCUUUUCGUUUCAUUGGUCGUGAUUGUAAUAGAGAGGCUCAUUUUGUAGCUCAUCGUUCUCUGUCUUUAUCACCCCGCAUGUUAAUGGGGUUUGAUUUCGUUUCCUGGCUUCGUAGUCAAUAGGUCUCUUGGUUAGGGUCUCUAUGUAUCUUGAUUCUGAAUUUCACCUCGAGGGCUGAGGAAUCUAAUGACAAAAAAAAAGUACCACGUGGCCACAUCCAAAUUGAUUAGUUUAUUUAAUUGCUAUAUGCAUUCUUUCCUUCUAAAUUACACACUCGACAUUAAUACAUAAAUAUUUCAUGU
Linum trigynum is the source of this 2966-nucleotide messenger RNA. NCBI's taxonomy places the organism in Eukaryota, Viridiplantae, Streptophyta, Magnoliopsida, Malpighiales, Linaceae. The record is from the annotation of a GenBank genome assembly.